Nymphalis io (European peacock) is the source of this 1863-nucleotide messenger RNA. RefSeq names its product bile salt-activated lipase-like. Bases 199 to 1836 code for a protein of 545 amino acids. NCBI's taxonomy places the organism in Eukaryota, Metazoa, Arthropoda, Insecta, Lepidoptera, Nymphalidae. The record is from RefSeq and is a predicted model, not a curated record. The transcript is spliced from 4 exons.
CUGCUGUAAAGACUAAAGGUUGUACAGUAAAACUGACUGACUGACUUUGAUUAGUCGAAUUCGAGCCCAUUAAUUUUCAAUUGUGUAUUAAAAAGAUACAACAAGAGGCGAUAAGUACAAUAUAAUAUUGUUAUGUAUCAUUGGUCAGUCGUUUAGUUGGCCACAGCAGCGCUUGCAUAACGGUAAAGCAUAAACAAGAUGUUGAAAAUAAAUAAAUAUGGCAAGAAGAUAGUACUGUUUACAUUAGUGAUAAUGAACUUAGUUGACCAACCGGCACCGGAUGUAAUAAUAGUGCAAGGGAUUUUGAGUGGUAAAAUAAGUGCAGAUGGGACGACUUUUGAAUACGUCGGUAUACCUUAUGCGACGUCAAAUAGCAGCACGAGGUUUCAAGCACCUGGACCACCGCCGUCAUGGGAUGGCGUUUACAGAGCAGUUGACGAAAUAUACGCAUGUCCCCAAAAUACAUUCAUCGGAGUUAUAGGCUCCGAAGAUUGUUUGAAAAUUAACGUGUACGUACCUGCAAUACCGAAAUCAAAACCAAUUGCCGUUAUGGUUUAUAUUCAUGGAGGUUCGUUUAUUCUAGGGAAUGGAGGUAAGCUUCUCUAUGGCCCAGGUUUCCUAGUGAGAAAAGAUGUCAUUGUAGUCACAUUUAACUAUAGACUCGGGCCCCUUGGUUUUCUAUGUCUUAGAAUUAAAGAAGCACCAGGUAAUGCUGGCUUGAAAGAUCAAAUAGCGGCAUUGAAAUGGGUUAAGAAAAAUAUUGCUGCAUUUGGAGGCGAUCCUGAUAACGUAACCGUGUUCGGUGAAAGUGCCGGAGCUACCUCAGUUUCACUGCUAUUAGCUAGCGAAGCUUCUACUGGAUUAUUUAAAAGAGCAAUAGUUCAAAGUGGGUCAUCGUUAUCUAAUUGGGCGUUAAAUAGAAAACCGGAAAUUGUUGCCAGUCAUGUUGUUAAGUCUUUUGGGUACAAUACUAAAGAUCCGAAAGAAUUAUACGAAAUAUUCUCUAAAAUGAGUUACAAAGAAAUAACGUCGAUUAAUGCAAAAAAACCACUCGAUUUAUUUUUUAAAACACAAAUUCUUCUUUUACCGUGUGUUGAAUCUAACAUUCCAGGAAUAGAACCUGUCAUAACCGAUUUACCUUACAAUAUUAUUUCUCAAAAGCCUAAAAAUGUUGAUAUAGUAUACGGCAUCACAAGUAAUGAAGGCUUAAUAGUAAUAGCUGAAGAAAAUGAAAAAUCAAUAAGAGAAAGGAAUGUACGUUAUUUGUUGGGUACGGAUCUUAAUUUUUCAUCAGAAAAUGAAGCCACUGUGAUAGCAAAGAAAAUACACAAAUUUUAUUUUGGUAAAGAUGAAAUAUCAUUAGAUAAAUUUGAGAAUAUAACAAAUUUGUACUCACACUUAUAUUUUGAGAUGCCUACAAUUUUCGAAGCGCAAUGUUUUGUUAAAAAUAGUAAAUCAAAAGUGUAUACCUAUGUUUUUGAUUAUUCUGGCAGCAGAAAUGUUUUAAAAUUUCAUAGUACAUAUUGGAACGCAAUUGGAGCGAGUCAUGGCGAUGACAUAUUUUAUAUAUUUAACGGGAAUCUGUUACCUUUUACAUUAAAUAGCAGAGAUAAAGUAAUUAUUGAGUACAUGACUAGUUUUUGGACAAACUUCGCCAAGUACGGGAAUCCCACACCAGAAACGAGUACCUUGCCAAUCAAAUGGCAUCCAAGUAAAAAAGAUAAUUUAAAUUUCUUAUACAUAAAUAGUAAAUUAAGAAUGGAUUCGAUGCCUAAUCCUGAGGCUUAUUGGUUAUGGAAAGAAAUAUAUGAUAAAUAUCGCAAUUUCGAAAUUUAAACAGUAAAAUACUUUAUAUUCAAUUGA